AUGGCAUCGCGCCUCGUCAAUUACGAGAGCUCAGAGAAUGGCGCUGAGCAAUUACCUGAGCCGUCACCUCCCGGAGAACCCUGCGAACCACAUACUCAAAUCCCUGCUCCUUCAACUGACCAGACCUUCGAAACCCGUGAUGCUGCUAUAAAAUUCCUUAAUAGUUUUACCAAGACUUAUGGAUAUGCGUCGGUCACGAAGAGAUCCAAAACACCGAAAGAAGGUGGCUCAAUUCGCCGAGUUUACCUUCAGUGCAGCCGCGGAGAAGUAUAUCAUCCGAGGCAUGAUCAUUAUUCAGCAGCUGGAUUAACACUUGCUUCGUUACGCCAUGAAGAGAUAGAAUCUAAGGAGACUCAAGUUAAGUCUUAUUUAGAUUCUUACAUGUCAACAAACCAAAUCUUACCAAUCCUCUACAAAGAUAAUCCAGAAUCGAUUAUCAAGCCAAGAGAUAUCUAUAAUAAGAAAAGGAAGCUGCGAGAUGAUUUCCCUGAUGGCAAGACACCAGUACAGGCCCUUAUUAGUGUCGUUCCACUUCCAGAUAAUGGUGAUGGGAUAAUCAACUAUGAAACAACUGAUACAAAUACACUACUUGCAGUUAGCCUCACUUGA
Molecule: messenger RNA, 609 nt
Organism: Talaromyces stipitatus ATCC 10500
Lineage: Eukaryota; Fungi; Ascomycota; Eurotiomycetes; Eurotiales; Trichocomaceae
Exons: 2
Coding region: 1-609 (202 amino acids)
Source: RefSeq, a predicted model, not a curated record